Neopsephotus bourkii (Bourke's parrot) is the source of this 3610-nucleotide messenger RNA. RefSeq names its product melatonin receptor 1B (gene MTNR1B). The coding region runs from base 106 to 1197 and encodes 363 amino acids. The transcript has 2 exons. Gene Ontology annotation, cellular component: membrane. The record is from RefSeq and is a predicted model, not a curated record. Gene Ontology annotation, molecular function: melatonin receptor activity. NCBI's taxonomy places the organism in Eukaryota, Metazoa, Chordata, Aves, Psittaciformes, Psittacidae. Gene Ontology annotation, biological process: G protein-coupled receptor signaling pathway.
CGGGUGAGCGGGAGGGGCAGCGCGCUCGGCGCGGCCGUUAAAAGCGUUCCCGCCUCACCGCGCGCCCAGUCAGAGGGGCGGCCGCGCCGGGAGCGGGAAUCGGCGAUGCUGGAGAAUGGGUCCCUGAGGAACUGCUGCGACCCGGGCGGGAGAGCCCGCUUCGGCUUGGCGGAGCGCGGGGAGGAGGAGGCGGCGGGGGGAGCCCCGCGGCCAGCCUGGGUGGUGACGGCGCUCUCCAGCGUGCUGAUCUUCACCACCGUGGUGGACAUCUUGGGCAACCUGCUGGUCAUCGUCUCCGUCUUCAAGAACCGCAAGCUCCGGAAUGCAGGUAAUGCAUUUGUGGUGAGCCUAGCUUUGGCUGAUCUGGUGGUGGCCUUGUAUCCAUACCCACUGGUGCUCUUUGCUAUUUUCCACAAUGGAUGGACGUUGGGUGAAAUUCACUGUAAAGUGAGUGGCUUUGUGAUGGGACUGAGUGUAAUAGGCUCUAUUUUCAACAUCACUGCAAUUGCAAUAAACCGAUAUUGCUAUAUAUGUCAUAGUUUUGCCUAUGACAAAGUGUACAGCUGUUGGAACACGAUGCUGUACGUCUCCUUAAUCUGGGUAUUAACAAUAAUUGCAACUGUGCCAAAUUUUUUUCUUGGCUCUUUAAAGUAUGAUCCACGCAUCUAUUCAUGCACAUUUGUUCAGACUGCAAGCUCCUACUAUACCAUAGCUGUUGUGGUAAUACACUUCAUCGUCCCUAUCACCAUUGUGAGCUUCUGCUAUCUUCGAAUCUGGGUUUUAGUGCUUCAAGUGAGAAGACGAGUCAAGUCAGAAACAAAGCCAGGACUGAAGCCAAGUGACUUCAGAAACUUUCUUACCAUGUUUGUGGUUUUUGUGAUUUUUGCCUUUUGCUGGGCACCUCUAAACUUCAUUGGACUGGCUGUAGCCAUCGAUCCUAUGGAAAUGGCACCAAAAGUUCCUGAGUGGUUAUUCAUUAUAAGCUACUUCAUGGCCUAUUUUAACAGUUGCCUUAAUGCAAUAAUAUAUGGACUUCUUAACCAAAAUUUUCGGAAUGAAUACAAAAGAAUUUUAAUGUCACUGUGGGUGCCAAGGCUUUUCUUCCAGGACACAUCCAGAGGAGGAACUGAUGGUCAGAAGAGCAAACCUUCUCCUGCUUUAAACAAUAAUGACCAUGUGAAAACUGAAACCUUGUAAACAUGUAAUAGUCAAUGCAAGAGUUUGUCAUGGAGAAACCCCAAGAACGUAUUUGUUAUGUUCUGUUCAUUUUUGGUAACUUUUGGGGGCUUUCCAUUUGGAUGGCACUUUGUGGCUGGAAUACUGCCUUCUUGAUAAAGCACAUUGCUCUGAACUCAUGAUUUGUAUAAGAUAUCAAUUUAAAAUGUACUUCAGAAUUGAAGGAGCAGGUGAGCACAAGCCGUUUGACUUCUGGGAGCUGAAUCCUACUCCCAGACGUAUGAAUGAGUCAUUUUUUUGCUUCAGUGGGACUUUUACAUUCUUUAUACAACAUCAGAUACUUGUCUAUUUGUCUGGCACAGCAGCUCGUCAAGGCUAUGGAGGGAUAUUUUCCACCCUCCUGUAUCUGAACAAAGAGGAUGAAGCAGAUGGAUAGUAUGUUCUCCACACAUAAACCAAACAUCACAUUUUUGUGCAUGUACUGGUGGCAGUAGCAGUAUCUCUGAAUCAAACUUGUAAAUUGGAGAGAAUACUAGUGUAAAAGCAAUUAGCAUUAGAACCUUUUCUCACAGGUUUUUCAUGCUUACAUACACUGAGAUUGGGAAUACAGUGUAUUUACGUUGUUCACCUUUUGUGGUCAAUUUUAUGGUAGAUAAUAUAGUACAAAUGGUUGAUUUCUUACAUAUUUACUUUACACAAUAUUCUUCUUUUAGAGAGGAUUGAAUUUUCAUUGUGCUCCAUUUAUUUACCUUAAUGUAUACAUCCAAUGUCAUUUGAUGCACACUUUACGCAUUUGCAACUGGCUAGAAAUUAUGGCAUAUGACUUGUAAUUAUCUGGAGUAGCAACUAGUCACCAGGCAGGAUAUCCUAGAUCAUCUGAAAUUAUGCUAUACCAAAAAAAGGCCUUUUGACUAUAAUGGUAGAUGAGAUACCCACUUUACAUGUCUACAUCUAAUCUUGAAUAAAAUCUACAGUUGGAGUCUAAUCUAAGAUAACCUUCAAGGUUCCUUAGAAUGGGUAUAUGUUUCCUUCCAUCUGUCAUGAUAAACACACAUCCAGGGAUGAAAUUAGUUGCUCUGUGGAGGUGCUGGCCUACUUUCAUUGACUUUAGAAGGAGCUUUGAUUGCGAGUUCGAGCACCUCACUUUGGAUAGCUAGACAGGGAUUUACCUUGCCUGAGUAGGGAUAUCUCCAGUGUAGGUGUUUGCACACAAAGUAUUUUCUCAAUUCCCACUCUAAUCCAUGGUGUUCUAGGAAAUGGUUAAUUUGAAUCUGAAACAGGCAUAUUCUCCUCUCCAUCCCACUGGGGCAGGGCUGAGGGGAAGUCAGCACUUAGUUUCUGGAUGGGCUUAAACCACAGCAAUAAUUUCCCAUUUUCUUUUGAAACUCAGUUCAAAUUCAAAGCAAAUUUCUUCUUUUUCUGGUAACACAUUGUAAUAGUAAGCAUAUAGAGCAGAUUCCAAUCUGGGCUAUACUCCACAGCAUCAUAGUUGUUUACACAGUGUGGUUUGUAUUAUCUCUAAAUCAGAUUAGGGAUCUGUGUGUAAAUACACACAGUGAAGUUAUUUUAGAAUUAUACCUGAAAUGCACAUUAUUCUUACUAGUGCUGUUCAUGGGAAAGGAGAUGGGCUUCUGGUAAAUCCACAUCAGGUACUAAAAUAGGAAAUGGAGAAAUUCAGGUCGAUAUUACAUUCCAGUUUAGGUUUCCUGACCUGGCUAUUAUGGAAAGUACUUCUGUAGUAGUGUAAAUUUGUUAGCCAAUAUACUGAUCCUGAAGUCAUAAAGAUGCAUGAAACAUCACCCUUAUUUUGCUACACAUACAGAAAAAUGACGAACCACAGUAUUUUUAAUGUUUUAUUUGCUUGCCAAAAGUCUGUGUAAAGUACAGCAAAGUAACAAACAUGGUAAUUCUUCUAAGCUGCUUUCUUGCUCUUCAGAUAAUUUCUGAUAAACUCUGAAGUUCAGCACCCUAGGACUUAGAGAGUAUUAGCCUGAUGAAAACUGAAAACUUUGUGAAUAAGGAUAAGAAAGACAUGAGAAAUUUAAGCUGGUGGUAGAUAGUAAAAGUAUUGUAGCUAAAAGUAACAACAUUAAUAUGUAACCUACAUAUUAAUAGGUAAUAUGGUUAUAACAUGAGUUGAAAGUAUAUUCAGGAACAACAUAUCAGCUUUGUGUAGAUUUACGCAUCUUUGAGGAAAUAACCACUAUUUCUGUUAUAUAAAAGUAAUUAUACCAGUAUAUCAAAUACAAACACUUUCAGAAGAAGGAGGAAGAAAGAUAAAUCUAGGGCCUUGGGACAAAGUCUGUUUCCAGAAAAUCUGGAGCAUUUUCAAGCAUGUAAAGUUAUCUUGAUUAAAAAGUGUCGUAUUUUGUGUUUAUUACAAGAAAUAAAUCUAUUCUAGAAUUGUUCUUACAACAGAGCCCCGAUUAAAAAA